AUGUCCGAAUCUCAGCCAAAGCCUCAACCGGCCACAAGCCACACGGCUGUCCUGAACUCCAGAAAUGCUUCUAUAUUGGUCGGCAUACGCGACGGCGUCACCGGCGAAUUCCGUCUAGUCCCCAGAGAGCAAGCAACAGUCUCGGUCUUUGACUCCAACUUUCUCAUAGGCGAUGGAAUCUGGGAAGGCAUUCGUGCUGUAAGAGGCCGAGUCCAAUUCGCCAAGGAGCACAUUAAUCGGCUCUUCCAGUCUGCAAAGGCAAUGUACAUGGACUUGGGCCUGACAAAAGGAGACCUCCUGUCACUUCUUCACCAGACCUUGGACGCAAACGACAUGGGAAACGAGCCUCACGUCCACAUUCGUCUGGUCGUCAGCAGAGGCCUAAAGUCAACACCCUACCAGAACCCGCACGUCAACAUCGGCCUGCCGCUCAUCGUCGUCAUCCCCGAGAUCAAGGCCGUAGAUCCGACAGCCAAGUCGCGCGGCCUACGCCUGGGAACGACCUGGGUUCGGCGCGGCCCGCCCGACGUCAAGGACGAGCAGUGGAACCACAUCUCCAAGGCGACGGACGUGCAGGCGUGCGUGCAUGCCAACUUUAUGGGCGUCGACGAAGCGCUCAUGCUGGACCUCAACGGCUUCGUCAAGACGUGCAACUCGGUAAAUUUCUUCAUCGUCCGCGGCGACGAGGUGUGGGCGCCGACAAAGGAUAAUCAGAUGAUGGGCAUCACGCGGCAAAAGACUAUUGAUGUCUGUCGGGCAGCGGGCAUCACGGUGCGGGAGCUCGAUUUUGCGCUGACGGAGGUGUACGGGGCCGACGAGGCUUUCUGUACGGGGACGUUCCCGUCGCAGAUUCAUGUUACGGAGGUUGAUGGGCGGGUGAUUGGAGACGGGAAGAGGGGGGCUUUGACGGACGUGAUUCAAAAGCUGUAUGCGGCUGAGGUAGAGCGGGAUACUGCGAGGUCGAGGGAAGUGAUUCUGGCCGAACUUGAGCAGACUCGGGAUCUGAGUGUUCUUGAUAAACUAAAGUCAAAGCUUUGA
Molecule: messenger RNA, 1038 nt
Organism: Colletotrichum abscissum
Lineage: Eukaryota; Fungi; Ascomycota; Sordariomycetes; Glomerellales; Glomerellaceae
Product: aminotransferase class IV
Exons: 3
Coding region: 1-1038 (345 amino acids)
Biological process (GO): carboxylic acid metabolic process
Molecular function (GO): catalytic activity
Source: RefSeq, a predicted model, not a curated record